GCCAAAGUAGCUCGCUGAACCAAUCCACCGCAGUGCCUGGGACAGAUUGAGUAAAAGAGAGAGUGAGGGAUUUAGAGGAUGGGUAAGGGGGCUUAAGGGAAAACACACAGAGGAUAGCGAGAGAGAGAGCGACAGAGAGAGAGAGAGAGAGAGAGAGAGAGAGAGAGAGAGAGAGAGAGAGAGACUAAAAAUCCACCGAGCCUCCCGCUGUGAGGUUUCUUGACUACUGACGUGUGCGCACGACUCUCGUGGCAGGUCUAUGAGAGAGAUGAGAGUGCUGUCCGUGGUGCUGAACAAGUCUGCACGAGCCACUCAGGCGCAUCCACUUCUUUCUGCUGUGUUGCAACUCCAAUUGAUUCACACUCCUUCCUGACCACUUUGGCACAUCCUCCAGCUGCUCCGAGAUGAGUUCGUGCAGCAGCCGUGCGUUGACCAUCCUGUCCACAGUGUUUGGAGCCUGCGGGCUGCUGCUGGUGGGGGUGGCCGUGUCCACAGACUAUUGGCUGAUCAUGGUGGAGGGCAUCAUCCUACAGCAGAACCAGAGCAUGGAGGUGAAGAUGGCGCUGCAUUCAGGCCUCUGGAGAGUUUGCUUCGUGGCUGGAUCAGAAAACGGGAGAUGUGUUGCAUCAGAGUACUUCACCGAACCCGAUAUUGAGAUCACCACUGAAAACACUGCAAAUAUCCUCAAGAUGGUGCGGACAGCCACGCCCUUCCCGAUGGUGUCGCUGCUCUUUGUCUUCACGGCCUUCGUCAUCAGUAACAUCGGUCACAUCCGGCCUCAGCGCACCAUCCUGGCCUUUGUGUCCGGCAUCUUCUUCAUCCUCUCAGGCCUCAGUCUGGUGGUGGGCCUGGUGCUCUACAUCUCCAGUAUUAAUGAUGAGGUGAUGAACCGACCCAGGGAGCCCGAGCAGUUCUUCAACUACCACUAUGGCUGGUCUUUUGCCUUCGCUGCCUCUUCCUUCUUACUCAAAGAGGGGGCGGGGGUGAUGUCGGUCUAUCUGUUUAUGAAACGCUACGCAGAGGAAGAGAUGUACCGCCCCCACCCCGCACUCUACCGCCCCCGCUUGUCCGACAGCAGUGACUACAGUGGCCAGUUCCUCCACCCAGAGUCCUCCUGGCCUCCACCGAAGAGAGGUCGCAGCACCUCCGAAGCCUCCAGCGACAUCUCCAUCCAGCUCAACCAGGCACCCCCAGCACCACCCAAGAGCAAGCUCCAAGCAGCCAGCAGCCAGGGCAGCCCACCUUCUGGGUCUUCUUCCGCAGGGAGCUACCAAAUGCCCCCGCAGUCUGCUGGAUACCCCUCGCACACCCUGACCAGGUCGCACUCCUCACAUCCCCAAGGCCAGGCUCUUCCCAUGGCCAUGCCUCCAUCACCUGUACCUCCCCCUCACUAUCACACGCACAUGCACAUGAGCGCCUCCCCCUGUUAGGAAGAGGGAAGCAUUGGGGAGAUAAGGAGAGACACUGAGACUCCUCAUAAUCAUGUAUACAGUACAUUUAGAUGACGUGCGAGAGUAAAUGCUGUGCUUGGUGCACAGAUGAUGUGAGAUGAAGUGGAGGGAGGUGAUCAAACACAACAACAAAAAAAUGUAGCGUUUGGAACAGUAUGAACCGAGGACAAAGGAGAUAGAUUUAAGAGGAUUGUGGAGAUUUUACAGAAACUGUGAUGGACAGAGAAAAAUAAAAACAAGACAAGAGCGAGGCAAAAAAGAGGAAUUCAGUCUGUCAUGAUGGAAAGAGGGAAAAAAGUGUUUCCUAGAAAGACUUUAGAGGUUAGGUUGAGUGACAGAGGAGAUAUAGGGGAGGGAGAGUGAGGCAGGGAGAGCGAGGGGCUGCAGUAUAAGACGAAGAUACUGCAGUGCUGCGGGAAAUUUGUAUGCACUUGGAAAUGUACAAUGCAAAACACUGAUCACAAAGACAGAGGAUAGUUUUAUACACACGACUCAUGCCAACACAUGGACUAUGUUCCUUUUUACCAAAAGGUAAAUGUGGUAAAAUAUAUUCUUGUCUUCUUUGAAUUUCUUACAUCAUCAAUCCAGUUGCAUAACUCACAAUGUCAGAGUAGUAUAAUUAAUAUUAUUAAUUAUUAGUUAACAAUAGAGUAAUUCUGAGAUGAGAACACUGUAUGUGAAUGUUGUUAACCUUUGUAAAAGAAAAAAAAAACAGACAGAAGUGGAUGAUGUUCUGAAAUAUCAAAAGGAGAAAUCAACUUUAUGUUUUACAUAUUUGUUUAAGAUACAGAUUUCUAACUUCUUGUACAUAAAAUUGCACAUGGGGACUUCUAUAUAGCUGUUGUAAAUUAUGAAUGAAGCUUUGGCACAAGGUCACAUCAAGAAAAUGUCUGACUCAUUCUGCUUUGGAUGAAGACUCUGCAACAGGCGUACCGUAACCAACAACACACCCCCUCUGGAUGCAGCGCACGCUGGUUUAAAGGAGGAACAACCCGACGAUGAGACAGAGGUCUGAUGCCCUCUACUGGCUACUGUUCUGCACUGACCCUGGACCAGCCUCCUGGGCUCAGUACACUACUCCUUCAUGCACUCUUCCUUCCUCGCUGACCUGCACUGUGUGAUGGUGUAGCACGGAUGAGUUGAAGCUGUUGUCUAUCCAGAGGUGGAGUUAUGGUGAAUGUCAGGACUGUACAUGGAUCAAGAUAUAUGCUUAUACGCUUUAAAGACUGGUUAGAAGUAUUUUUUAAAGCUUCAGUGCUGUUUCUAUAUCUGGAAAAAAAACACAUGAUGAAAGUAUUAAUUACAUUUGCACUUACUGCUCAAAGGAUAAUACCACUGUUUGUGAAAUGCAGAUCCUCUGUUUGAUGUUACACAGACAAAGUAGAGGAUGCAGCUUUAUUUUUAGUGGUUUCUAGAGUAUCUGAAAAAUCACGUUUUCAUCUCUUGUGUUUAGGCCUGCGACUAACGAUUAUUUUAAUUAUUGGUUAAUCUGCUGAUUAUUUUCUUGAUUUAUUAGUGAAAUGUCACAAAGUGGUGAUAAAUGCCUAUUAUAAUGUCCUGCAGUUCAAGGUACUGUAUUCAGAUUGCUUGUUUUAUUCCUCCAACUUUUCAAAAUCCAAAGAAAUUGAGAUUUAUAUAAUAUAAGAAAAGGAAAAAAAUCCUCAUAUUUAAGCUGGAACUGGCAAGUAUUUUUGCAUUUUGCUUGGAUAAAUGACUAAAAUAAUGAAUCUAUUGUCAAAAUAUUGUUUUGUUGAAGGAUUUAUUGAUUAAUCAUCAAUCAUUGUAGCUCUAGAUGUGUUAUCAGCACUGUACAGAAAAGAUGUGUAAAUGUAUGUUGGAUUAUCUCAACGAAAAUUAUUCCUUCUGACAAAAUGUUGCACGUUACAGCAGAUAUUAUCCCACAUGGGUCAGAGUAGCACUUCCUCCAGCAUCACAAUGUAGCGGGCUGAACGGCGCAUUGUCGAAUGUUUUAGCCUCUACUUUGUCACGUACUUUAGACAAAUACGGUUGUAUUGUGUUUUUUUCCCCUAGAAGUAACUUAUACACUACAUA
Messenger RNA from Larimichthys crocea (large yellow croaker), 3503 nucleotides. RefSeq names its product calcium channel, voltage-dependent, gamma subunit 7b (gene cacng7b). Gene Ontology annotation, biological process: calcium ion transport; positive regulation of synaptic transmission, glutamatergic; postsynaptic neurotransmitter receptor diffusion trapping. The transcript is spliced from 7 exons. The coding region runs from base 405 to 1430 and encodes 341 amino acids. The record is from RefSeq and is a predicted model, not a curated record. Gene Ontology annotation, cellular component: AMPA glutamate receptor complex; postsynaptic density membrane. Gene Ontology annotation, molecular function: voltage-gated calcium channel activity; channel regulator activity. NCBI's taxonomy places the organism in Eukaryota, Metazoa, Chordata, Actinopteri, Sciaenidae.